AUGUCCUCAAUGCGCCAGCAGGUUCUUGAGCAGCUGGGCCUUACGAUGAAGGAUGACCCGACCUUUGAGAGCAUCUGGGAUGCCAUCUUGAAGGGCCAAGAUGUCUCAGUCCGCUGUCCGGAAGCUUGGUGGUCCGAAGCAGCCGUACUGCCUGCUCUGGUUCGAUGGAAGGAACCAGGCAGCGUGCACAAGAACCUGGUGUUCGAGGCAGCAGAGGCCAAGAGCGAGCACUGGAAGCAGGCCAUCAGCUGGAGCCAGGCCAUUGGGAGCUCGAGCACUUCGCUUCCAAGGCUGUCAAGUGCCAUGGAUGAUCCUGGCUUCGCAGGUGACCACUCCGACAGCAUCUUCCUCGUGAUACUUCACUCCAAGGACCAAGACGCCGGUCACGCCGACGCCUUGCGGGAGAGCUUACAAAGGCUUCCCCCGCCAUCACAAGUAGUGUGGGUGGUGGAUGAAUGGAAUGAUGGUUUGAGGCAGCUUGCCAGCGAAGUGCUGGAUGAUCCAGUCCACUUUGACAUCGAGCCUGGCAUGAUUCAGAGGCCAGAAGCUCCUGUGGAGCAAAACAACAAGGAGGCCACGGCAUUGGAGCAAAGCAACAAGGAGGAAGCUGAUGCAGCUGCCCUUGCUUCCUACAUGGCCAACAUCAUCUGCCGCUCGCAGGACAGGGAGCUCCGUGCGGCGGUGCGCGCGAUGUUGCCCAAGGUGUCUUUGCGCAAGCGCAAGGCAGGAAGCCAAGAUCGUCAAGGCACUGGAACUGGCGAACAUGGUUUUGAUGAGCAUGAGGAUGCAGAAUUGCGGGCUGGGAUUGCGGCAUUGCUUGUUCGCCACCACGAGCUUGUUCGCCAGAAGCCGCGAGGCAAUAGCAGUCGAUCUACGGCCAAGACAGAAAGCCUGCCGGUUGAGCUGCGAUGCAAUCCCGGCAGCGACUCUGAAUGUACAGAUGAUUCGGAGGCCUGGUAG
Molecule: messenger RNA, 960 nt
Organism: Symbiodinium sp. CCMP2456
Lineage: Eukaryota; Dinophyceae; Suessiales; Symbiodiniaceae
Source: the annotation of a GenBank genome assembly